Spinacia oleracea (spinach) is the source of this 1300-nucleotide messenger RNA. RefSeq lists its product as uncharacterized. The transcript has 3 exons. Lineage: Eukaryota; Viridiplantae; Streptophyta; Magnoliopsida; Caryophyllales; Amaranthaceae. The coding region runs from base 268 to 1227 and encodes 319 amino acids. The record is from RefSeq and is a predicted model, not a curated record.
AAGAAAAAGAAAAAGCAAAUAAAACCACCAAAAACAAUUAAGCAUACGUUACCCAAAUUCAGUCAAAAGUUUGAGCGUUUCAAGCGAUGAUGAAUUUCAUGAUCAAGUACCAAAAAUGUAGUGAUUUCAUAUUUCUUUAGUGGAAUACUUGGUCACAUUCCAUUUUAUCCUCAACUACCCCACCAAAAAAAUUAAUUACUCCUAAUCAAAAUAUUUUGUACCUUAAGUUUUUUUUUUUUCAUACAUUGAUUUUCCUCAUAGAAAAAAAUGAUGUACACGAAAUCCGAAUCUGAUAGUAUUGUUAGCCUAUCAUCACUAUCAUCACCUAAGCCGCCUCGGCCGGUUUACUAUGUUCAAAGUCCUUCACGUGACUCACAAGAGGAGGAUAAGUCUUCGACAACGGCCUCGGCCACCGCGACGUUGGAAACUGUUACGCCGACGGGGUUUCAAAGCCCAUUGGAGGGAUUGACGUUGAUUUCGUUUUUUAGUCGACAAUCGAGGUCGCCGGCUACUAGUCGGGUGAGUGGUCUACAUGGGUAUCGUCGAAAGAGGAUGGAGAGGGAUAGGGUACAAUUGCUCGGAGGGCGUCACCUUGCCGCCAAGGAGGCCGAGACAAGGAGGGAUGUGUAUGUGAAUUGGUGGAGGGAUGAGGAGGAGGAAGAGUUGUCAUGGGGUUGUAAGGUUUUUAUGUGGAUGAUGUGUUUAGGGUUGGUUUUUAUGGUGGUGUGUUCUAUUGUGUGGGGUGCUAGUAGGCCUUAUAAUGCUCAAGUUUUUCUCAAGGAUGUGACUGUACAUAAUUUCUAUUUUGGAGAAGGAUCAGAUCUUACAGGAGUACCAAGCAAGAUAUUGACAGUAAAUUGUUCGUUGAGAAUGAGAGUGCACAAUCCUGCUACUUUCUUUGGCAUUCAUGUUAGCUGCUCAACUAUCAACCUCCGUUAUUUUGACCUUACUAUUGCUUCUGGUCAGUUGGAUCCAUACUACCAACCCAGAAAAAGCUGGCGGACCGUGCAUGUAAACAUCGAAGGCCAGAAGGUUCCGCUGCACGGGGCUGGCGCAGGCUUUACCGCCGAAGGUGUUCCGUUGAUAUUGGACUUUGAGAUCAGGUCAAAAGGACAAGUUGUAGGCAAAUUAGUGAAGACGAAGCAUCGUCGACAUGUAAGAUGUUCUUUGAACAUCACAGCUCAAACUACCCGUAUUGUAAGAUUUACAGAACAGUCUUGUAUAUAGUUAUAGAAUUCAGAGAAGUGGACGUUUAAUCAUAUAGUUAUAGUCAAAAGAAUUUGAAUGUAUAUGAUGUUAU